UCAAAUGGAAAGUGCAUUCAGAAGUCGUUUGUACUUUAGUGCAUUUAUUUUAAUUUAACGUUUAUCGUGGAAAGUCGAGAAAAUACCAUGGUGGAAGCCACAUUCACUUCUUAAAUUUUAUAGGAGCAUGAAAAAUCAUUAGUUUUCAUUCUUUUCGUAAAUUAAUUCCGUAAUUGUGAUUUCGAAAGUACUAUAUUAUAAAUAAUAAGGUUUGAAAUGUCUUUUUUACGUGGUUCUGAAAACUAUGUGUGGUGUACAACGAGUGUGCUUGGGAAAGGUGCUACAGGGGCAGUGUUUCAAGGGGUUAAUAAAAACAAUGGAGAACCAGUCGCGGUCAAAACAUUUAACCAGCUCAGUCACAUGAGACCGCACGAUGUGCAAAUGCGAGAAUUCGAAGUUAUCAAAAAAGUAAAACAUGAAAACAUUGUAAAACUGCUAGCCAUUGAAGAGGAACGGGAAGGGAGAGGCAAAGUUAUUGUGAUGGAGCUGUGUACUGGCGGCAGUUUGUUUAACAUACUUGACGACCCGGAAAAUACUUAUGGUCUCCAGGAGCAAGAGUUCUUAUUGGUCUUGGAGCAUCUAACAGCUGGAAUGAAACAUUUGCGUGAUAAUAACUUGGUGCAUAGAGAUCUGAAGCCCGGAAAUAUAAUGAAGUUUAUCAAUGAAGAUGGUACAACAACAUACAAACUAACAGACUUUGGAGCGGCUAGGGAGUUGCAGGAAGAGGAGCAGUUUGUUUCUUUGUAUGGUACUGAAGAAUAUCUUCAUCCAGAUAUGUAUGAAAGAGCUGUGCUAAGGAAACCGGCAAGUAAAAGUUUUGGAGCCACUGUGGAUUUGUGGUCAAUUGGUGUGACACUAUACCAUGUGGCAACAGGACAGUUGCCUUUCAGACCUUUUGGGGGAAGGAGGAAUAAGGAAACUAUGUUUUUAAUUACUACUCAGAAAGCUUCAGGGGUUAUCUCUGGAUCGCAAACAACUGAGAAAGGGCCAAUUGAGUGGUCUCGUGAGUUACCCUCUCAUGUGCAGCUAAGUGUUGGUCUCAGGAAGUUGGUCACUCCCCUGCUUGCUGGCCUUUUGGAAGUGGACCCUCACAGAAUAUGGACAUUUGAGAGGUUCUUCUCUGAGGUCCAGACUGUCACAACAACUAAACCUGUUCACGUUUUUCAUGUUCACAAAGCUGUGAGCUUGAAGGUGUUUCUAAAGCCCGAUGAAAAGUUUGAGCAUCUACAAACGUACAUCUGCGAGCAGACGAGCGUGGUUGCCGAGUCGCAGAUUCUGCUCUAUCAGGACAAAUUGAUUCUCACUGAGAUCGACGAGAAUACGCCUGGCAAGAGCUACCCGGACACGACGGCGGAGCAGCCGCUGCUGCUGUUCAGCAAGAGCGAGAGCGGCGUCAGCAUGCCGCCCGAGCCCGAGGCGCCCAAGUUCCCCGUCUUCCCGACCAUCAUCUCCAUCGAGAACGACGCGGCGCAGGCCAAGACCGCCUGCAGCGUCGGCCACGUCAUCAAGCGCCGCGUCGAGCGGCUCUGCGCCGCCUCCGUGCUGUGCGGCGCCAGCGUGGCGCGCUGGGGCGCGCUGGUCGCCGCGCGCCUGCGCGCCGUGGCCGCGCGCGCCGACGCGCUGGCGCAGCACGCCGCGCGCCUGCACGACGCGGCGCGCGCGCUCGAGCUGGCCGCGCGCGCCGCCCGCCUGCCCGGCGCCGUGCCGGCCGACGGCGCGGCGCGGGCGGCGCGCGACGCGGCCGCGCUGGGCGCCGCCGCGGCGGGGCUGGCGGCGCGCCACGCGGCCGGCGAGCUGCGCGCCGAGUGGGACGAGGCCGUGCCGCACGCGCCGUGCCCGGCCGCGCUGCGCCUGCACGUGCGCGCGCGCGCGCUGGCCGAGCGGCUGCGCGACUCGUGGCAGCACCUGGUGCGCGACCGCGCCACGCGCUCGCUCACCUACAACGACGAGCAGUUCCACAUGCUGGAGCGCAUCACGGUGGCGGAGACGGGCCGGCGCGCGCGCGCGCUGCUGCUGCGCGCCGCGCCGCUCGCCCGCGCGCGCGCCGCCGCCAUCGCCGACUGGUACAAGGUGGCGCAGACGGUCUACCUGCAGACGCAGAUCCUGGACAAGGACGUGUCGAGCGGUGAGAUGAAGCUGCUGGCGCUGGCGGCGCGGCUGCAGGAUAGCGAGGUGCGCACGCGCAACGCACUCGCCGCUCUCCCGCCGCUGAACGAACCGUCACUCGAGUCAACAACAUCUGACAAGGAAAGAGACAGGCGUAACGUAUCCAACGGGAAGGCGAGUCGCGCGGGGUCCGCUGGGCCCGCGGGGUCAACGGGAGUCGUGGCGGGAGGGGUGGGGGCCAGCGGGGCCGGCGUGCGCGCGCUGCUGGCGGCCGGCGACGAGGUGGCGGCCGCGCUCGCCAACAACUCGGCGCUGCUGGCGCGCCUCGUGCGCUUAACCGACGCGGGCCCCUAGCGCCCGACAACCCCGCCGACCCCGCGCGCUUGCUGGUGCGACAGCCUACACAGUGAUGGCGUCCCCAACGACACUCAACUCGACACCAACGUUAGUGAAAGUGACAGUGAAGUGCCAAUAGUGUAUUCGGAUAGUGACAGCGAGUGCACCAACUCGGAGGAAGAUCUAACUUCCCUCGACUCGGGGAUACGGACGGUCAUAUACGAAUCGGCGAGCUCGAGAGACCCGGACACGUUAAAGGAGGUGGAGGGGGAUAAUAACAGUGAUCAUUUGAAAACGCGCUCAAAGUCCACAUGUGCAAUUAGCUAGGGUUAGCUUUUGAAAUUGUAAAGUUAAUAAAACAAGCAAUAUACACGCAUACAAAAAAA
This is a messenger RNA of Zerene cesonia (dogface butterfly), 2828 nucleotides long. RefSeq names its product inhibitor of nuclear factor kappa-B kinase subunit epsilon (gene IKKepsilon). Gene Ontology annotation, cellular component: cytoplasm. The record is from RefSeq and is a predicted model, not a curated record. The coding region runs from base 217 to 2460 and encodes 747 amino acids. Gene Ontology annotation, biological process: peptidyl-serine phosphorylation. Gene Ontology annotation, molecular function: protein serine/threonine kinase activity; ATP binding. Lineage: Eukaryota; Metazoa; Arthropoda; Insecta; Lepidoptera; Pieridae. The transcript has 7 exons.